GAUUUACUAGAGAAAAUGCUAACCCUUGAUCCAUCUCAGAGAAUAUCUGCAAAGGAUGCCCUUGAUGCUGAAUAUUUUUGGACUGACCCCUUACCUUGCAAUCCUAGAAGUUUGCCUAAAUAUGAAUCAUCACAGGAGUUCCAGACAAAGAAAAAAAGGCAGCAGCAGCGACAAAACGAAGAGAUGGCAAAGAGACAGAAAUUGCAGCACCCACAACAACAUGCUCGUCUGAUUGCUUGCUUUUGCAGGCAUGAUAAAGAAGGGAAUGCUGGAUUUGUAGUUUUUGAGUUUGUGGAUUAUGCUUUGCAUCCUUGUCCAGCUGUGUGGCUCGGGAACACAAGUUUUCUGAUGAGAGCAACAUCUUGAGAAUGAAAGUGGUUCAGAUUUGGACACUAAGGAUGUCGCAACCACUGUUUUCUUAGGUAGCUAUCAUUUUUAUCUUUUGACAAAUGGCUUUACAGUGUAGGCCAAUCUGUAGAAAGUUCACCUGGAUUUGGGAUAAAGGUUAAUUGAGAUUUGGGAUGGAAUUUCACCCACAACUUGAUUAUAAAUGUUCUGAGUUUGUCUCAUUGUGUUGAUUUAUGGAUUGACAGAAAAAAAAAAAUUGUGGAUAAUUUGUUCUGUAUACAAAUUAUAUUUAUUUAGAUAUUGUUUGGAAAAAAUCCCACGCAAGCUAUGGAACUGUCUU
Molecule: messenger RNA, 688 nt
Organism: Camellia sinensis
Lineage: Eukaryota; Viridiplantae; Streptophyta; Magnoliopsida; Ericales; Theaceae
Source: RefSeq, a predicted model, not a curated record